Adineta ricciae is the source of this 1185-nucleotide messenger RNA. The record is from the annotation of a GenBank genome assembly. Lineage: Eukaryota; Metazoa; Rotifera; Eurotatoria; Adinetida; Adinetidae.
AUGAAACAUAGAGCAGCUCGUCGACGAACAACGACACAUCCACAAGUACGUGAUACAUCGAACACUAUGACGAGUAAAUCAGUAUCUCAACAUAAAAUCAAUCGACCAUAUCGACCCUCAUCAUUACAAGAGCAAAUAACGGAAAAACAACAGAAACGAUUUGAUACGGUGAAUCAAAUACUAGAAAGAGUAUCAAAUAAGCCGGUGAAUAGUCUAAUGAAUCAAAAUAACAGUUACAGUCCGAAUGAAAGUGGAAAUGAUGAUGGAUCUGAAGUAUCCAUUGUUGGAUAUCUCAAAGCCAAACCAAUCAAAUUCCAGACACUUGAUGAUCUUCUUCAACAUUUCCCAUCCGUACGCAGCGCACUACUUAAAAAACGACCUAUUCCAUCUUCGUCCACAACACCUGAAACUAUUACAUCCCGUUUGUCAUCUCUCCAAAUAACUUCGUCGUCGACAGUCCCUUCGACCGCUUCGACUAAAUCAGCUUGGCGUACGCGUCGAACAUAUACUUUGGCUGAUGAUCAACUUCAUCUCGUUCAAUCUAUCUUAAGUGGUGACGAAAAUGAGCUUUUCGGAACGAUUGGUGAUCAGCCUAUAACUCGUAAAGACAUUCGUACACUUCGCGGUCUUACUUGGCUCAACGAUGAAGUUGUGAACUUUUAUUUGGCACUAGUCGCCCGUGAAAGCGGUACACAAGGCAAUUUACGUGUAUAUGCAUUCAGCACAUUUUUCUACUCGAAACUAUCGAAAGAUGGCCCAACACAUACUAGUUGGGAUCGAUGGAUGCGACGUGGAAAUGUCACCUUCUUUGAUUAUGAUCUUAUUCUUAUCCCUAUUCAUCAAGGAAACCAUUGGACGCUAACUACGAUCGAUUUUCGUUCUCGUUGUAUUGGAUAUUAUGAUUCAUUAGGUGGAACAGAUGACAUGUGUGUCGGUCGUGUUUAUGCCUUUGUUGAACAUAUGUACGCAACAAAACGACAGAUUAGUCCUAUGCCCGAUGGUUGGCGUGUUCAACCAAUGAAUAUGAUACCUGAACAAGCAAACGGUAGCGACUGUGGCGUGUUCGCUUGUCAGUUCGGAAAAUAUCUCGCCAGAGAAUGGCCAUUAGACUUUACUCAAGCCCAAAUGCCACAAUUUCGUUUGCAAAUGAUCUUCGAAAUCUACACGAAGGAACUUAUUGUUUAA